Quercus robur (English oak) is the source of this 1122-nucleotide messenger RNA. Its product is annotated as probable F-box protein At3g61730. Gene Ontology annotation, cellular component: nucleus. Gene Ontology annotation, molecular function: protein binding. NCBI's taxonomy places the organism in Eukaryota, Viridiplantae, Streptophyta, Magnoliopsida, Fagales, Fagaceae. The record is from RefSeq and is a predicted model, not a curated record. Bases 1 to 936 code for a protein of 311 amino acids. The transcript has 8 exons. Gene Ontology annotation, biological process: reproductive system development.
AUGGGAAAGCGGCAAUUGCAGAGCGUAGUUGAGCACAUGAGAAAGCGAUUGCGAUCAUCCAAACGCAUUUGCUCUUGCACCUCUCCUCCUCAACCUUCUCGCUCCUCUUUCUCCUGGUAUGAAGAGGACGUGUGGUCAGAGAUCGCGAAGUUUCUAGACGGAAGGUCUCUGAUGAAGCUGGCUGUGACGAGCAAAUGGUUCCAGCGUGUGAUCAUGGAUGAUAGCAUUUGGAAAUUCGUGUGCCUUCGCGAUCUUCAGCUCCCUGCUGCUCCUCAACACGUGGAUUUCAAAUGGUUCGACCUCUACACUUCUGCCUUCGAUGGGAGCCACUCUUUCAAGUUCCACCAAAAAGAGAAGCAUAUUGAUUGGAUGCGAAUUGGUGCAUUUUUGCUUGACUCUUCAGUAUUCCUGACAGAGAAGUUAAGCCCUCCACCCAAAAUCCCAAAUGAAGAUACUGUAGAGAAGAUGUUGCAGGCUAGUGGCUGUUGCGUGUUAGACAAUGUUAAAUCUGGGAUCUGGAUAGCUGAUCUGCAGCUUGUUCGAUGCCCUGUCUGCGAACUCAAUACAUGUGAUGGAACGAUGCAGACUUUAGAUGCAAGGCAUAUAGAGCUGUUCCUCUGUGAUGGCUACCAAAAGGGAAGCUGGGAAUACCAGCUAAUUGGAUCUCAUGAUGUCAAAGAGCGUGUAGCUGGAGCUUCUGGGGCCAUUUUUGAUGUCAAAAACCUGAAGGACAUUUCAUCGUGUGCUGUCUUUAAUCUCAAUUCAUGGAUAGGGAAAAUCAACGACUUGCACCCAAAGGCUAUGAUCACUCUCCAUGCAGUUGCAGUCAACACCAAUUUACAAGAAAAUGAUGGAAUUAAUGUCAAAUUCCACACCAUGAGAGCUGGAACUAAUGGAGAAGUAGUUUCUAUUAGAAUCUCUCAGCAACUCCUGUAAUUCUCCUCAAAUCCCUUGGUCUUAGCAAAGUUUUCCUCUUCAAGGAAAAUAAAAUUCCCCUUCUCGACAACUCAUACAGAGUACUACUUAAACCGUUGAUUCAUUCAGUUGGUAAUAUAAUAAUAUCCUUUGUGUUGCUCCUUAAAAGUACAUAAAACAUUGAGUCUGGUUUCCCCUGGGACUGUA